AAAACCCCAGUUCAGUGUUUCCUAUUCGUCUCUCGCCACCUCCUUCUCUCUUCAAACUUCUCGAACCCACCUUUCUGCAAUAAAAAAACAACAAGAAUCAAUCAAGUAGAACUCGUGUUUCUUGGAGUUUGUCCCAGAAAAGAAAAUGGACGUGAAUAACAAGGAUAAGGAGAAGAAGAUUGAGUUUACGUUCGAAGACGAUGAAGAUCUUGAAGACACCAGUAAGUACGAGAACGACAGCGACAACACUGAUCAAAGCGACCUUGGAGAUCUCCCUGGCGACGACGACAACAACAACGAUGAUACUUUCAUCUCCCAGGUUCAGUGGCCUCAAAGCUUUAGGGAAACGACUGAUUCUUACACCAUUGCUGCAUCACCAAUCUUCGGGUCUCUCCUGAGCAAUCCCAGUUUCUACACUCCGAGUUUCUACAGACAGAGCAAAAGUAAUCUGGAUGUUGAGUCUAAAGCCCCUUUGCUUCCUGAGAGAAACGAAGAAUCCGACAAAGCCUCAGUUACACAGUCAGUUUGGUCUCAUAAAGGCUCAUUCGCUGAAGAGUUGCCCAUUGGUGGCUAUGGCUGCAGCUUCACUCAAACAAUUUUCAAUGCGAUUAAUGUAAUGGCUGGAGUUGGACUACUCUCAACACCUUUUACAGUGAAAGAAGCUGGUUGGGCAAGUAUGUUGAUUCUUCUAUUAUUUGCUGUUAUAUGUUGUUACACUGCUAGUUUAAUGAAAGAUUGUUUCGAGGCCAAAACUGGCAUUAUCACUUAUCCUGACAUUGGAGAAGCAGCUUUUGGCAAGUAUGGUCGUAUUCUCAUCUGUGUGAUACUGUACACAGAACUAUAUUCAUAUUGUGUUGAGUUCAUCAUUUUGGAAGGUGAUAACCUUACUGGUCUCUUCCCUGGUACAUCCAUCGAUUGGCUUGGGAUCCGCAUUGAUUCCAAACAUUUAUUUGGAAUAUUCACUGCUCUAGUUGUUCUUCCAACUGUUUGGUUGAAGGAUCUUCGCAUCAUUUCCUACCUAUCAGCUGGUGGAGUUAUUGCAACUGUUCUGAUAGCAGUGAGCACUUUCUUCCUCGGUACAACGGGCGGUAUAGGGUUUCAUCACACCGGUCCUGCUGUGAAAUGGAAUGGGAUACCGUUUGCCAUUGGUAUCUAUGGAUUUUGCUACUCAGGCCACUCUGUGUUCCCAAAUAUAUAUCAGUCCAUGGCUGAUAAAACCAAGUUCAACAAAGCAGUGAUCACAACGUUUAUUCUAUGUGUUUUGUUAUAUGGAGGAGUUGCAAUCAUGGGUUAUUGCAUGUUUGGUGAAGCAACCUUGUCUCAGAUUACACUGAACAUGCCUAAGGGCUUGUUUUUCUCCAAAGUGGCUCAAUGGACAACGGUUGUGAGUCCGUUUACAAAAUAUGCUCUUUUGAUGAAUCCACUUGCAAGGAGUAUAGAAGAGCUAUUACCAGAAAGGAUCUCAGAGAACAUAUGGUGCUUUCUUCUUCUAAGAACAGCACUUGUUGCUUCUUCUGUUUGUUCUGCUUUCCUUAUACCAUUUUUUGGUCUUGUGAUGGCUCUGAUAGGAUCUUUUCUCAGUAUACUUGUGGCUAUAGUAAUGCCAGCUCUAUGCUUCAUAAGGAUAAUGGGUAACAAAGCUACAAGAACACAGAUGAUUCUGAGUUCAAUAAUAGUGGUGAUUGGGUUGGUGAGUGGGGCCUUGGGGACAUACUCUUCGGUUGCAAAGAUCAUUAGGAAUUAUUAAAUGAAGAAGGCCAUCAUAUAGUCUCUCUCCUUUUCUUUGAGUUUAAUGUUUAUGUUGAUGCGAGUAAAAAUCUUGAUUAAGAUUAGUUCGGACUUUUGAAGUAAUAAAAUUAGUGAAAUGUUUGUUUUUGUA
Messenger RNA from Brassica oleracea var. oleracea, 1879 nucleotides. Its product is annotated as vacuolar amino acid transporter 1-like. The record is from RefSeq and is a predicted model, not a curated record. Lineage: Eukaryota; Viridiplantae; Streptophyta; Magnoliopsida; Brassicales; Brassicaceae. The transcript is spliced from 10 exons. The coding region runs from base 146 to 1747 and encodes 533 amino acids. Gene Ontology annotation, cellular component: plasma membrane.